Lodderomyces jiufengensis is the source of this 1674-nucleotide messenger RNA. RefSeq names its product Mrs7p (gene MRS7). Gene Ontology annotation, biological process: intracellular monoatomic cation homeostasis. Bases 1 to 1674 code for a protein of 557 amino acids. The transcript has a single exon. Gene Ontology annotation, molecular function: ribosome binding. Gene Ontology annotation, cellular component: mitochondrial inner membrane. The record is from RefSeq and is a predicted model, not a curated record. NCBI's taxonomy places the organism in Eukaryota, Fungi, Ascomycota, Pichiomycetes, Serinales, Debaryomycetaceae.
AUGAGUACAAUUUAUCCAAUGAGAAGGGAAAUACUAAGAGGAUAUAAUAAAUCGGUAUAUCAGCGAAUAUUAACAAGAAAUUUUACAAAAUUAGCAUUAUCAGGUAAAGUAAGGUUUCCAUUACAACCAGAAUUACAUGGAAAUUUAAAUAAAAAUACGGUAAAUUAUCAAUUAAUAAAUUCAAUAAGAUUUCAAUCAACAGUCACUCCUCCUCCUCCUACUCAAGACAAAAAACAAACUCAAGGUGCAGAAGAUUUAAAAAAGACACUUAAAAAGGAUAAUUUUAGUGGAAAAGAUUCUCCAUUAGAAACUCAAGCUCUUGAAAAAUUAGAGAAUUCACCAGCUAACCAACUUGUAAAUAAAGAUGAAAAAGAAACAAAACCAAAACCACCUCUUUGGGAUAGAUUUAAACAUGAAGUACAACAUUAUUGGGCAGGUACAAAAUUAUUAGGUUAUGAAGUUAAAGUUUCCACAAAAUUAUUAGUGAAAUUAAUGGCAGGAUAUGGAUUAAGUAGAAGAGAGUCAAAUCAAUUACAAAGAACUAUAGUAGAUGUUGUUAGAUUAGUUCCAUUUUUAAUGUUUUUGAUUAUCCCAUUUGCAGAAUUAUUAUUACCAGUUGCAUUAAAAUUAUUCCCAAAUUUAUUACCAUCAACUUAUGAAUCAAAAACUGAUCGUCAAAAGAAAAAAGCAAAAUUAAAGAAAACCAGAAAUGCAGCAAGUGAAUAUAUAAAACAAACAAUGGAACAAUCAGGAUUAAAAUUAUCUAAAAAAAUUACUGAUGCAGAAAGAGAAAAUUUCGUACAAUUUUUCCAUGCAAUUUCAAUUGGUAAAAAUCCAACUAGAGAUCAAUUAAUUCAAGUUGCAAGAUUAUUUAAAAAUGAUCAAGUAUUGGAUAAUUUAAGUCGACAUCAAUUAGUCGCAAUGUGUAAAUAUAUGUCAUUAAGACCUUUUGGAACAGAUUCUAUUUUGAGAUAUCAAAUUAGACAUAGACUUUUAACAAUAAUUAAAGAUGAUAAAGCUAUAGAUUAUGAAGGAGUUGAUUCAUUAACUAUUCCAGAAUUACAAAUUGCUUGUUCUCAAAGAGGUAUUAAAACAAGUGAUGUUUCACCAGGUAGAUUAAGAGAAGAUUUAGAAACUUGGUUAGAUUUAAGAUUAAGGCAAAAAAUUCCAUCUACAUUAUUAAUUUUAAGUAGUGCUUAUACUUAUGGUGAUAAAGACCAUGGUGCAGAGACUUAUUAUGAUGCUUUAUUAGCUGUCUUAUCAUCUAUUCCUGAUGAAGUUUAUAAUGUUGCUAAAUUAGAAUUGUCAGAUGAUUCCAAAUUGAAAUUAGAUAUAUUGAAAGAACAAGAUGAAAUGAUUGAAGAAGAAAAUGAAAGAGAAAAAGAUACUGUUAACAAAGUUAAGGAUGACAUCAACUUAGACGAAUAUGAAGACACUGCUAGUGGAGGUGUUAAAUAUGAACAAGAUCCAGAAGAAAAAGAAUUGGAAAAGGGAUUAGAAAAGGGAGAAGAAGAAAUCAAAGAAGAACAUAAGUCGAGUGAAGAUGAUGGUAAAAAGGAAGUUCAUAAUAAAGAAGUAGAAGAUCCAAUGUCUAAAGUCAGAUCUGAAAUAGCUAAAGAUGAAGAAAAUAUAAAGCAUCAAGAUGAAAAAAUAAAGAAAGAUAAAGCAACUUAA